AGUAGGUAAUCGUCGCUGAGCCGUCUCCGAGUGCGGACACUAGCUUGCUUUGAUCAGCGAAUAUUUCGCGCGUGUUGUCCGAAGAAUAGUGCACUCGUGUGUGGGUGUUGGUAAAGUGGAAUUUUAUCAAGCUAUUGUGAUUAAAAAAGUCCGGAUUAAUCCGGAUGUGGGGAGAUUCACGUGAAUAAGCCAAAAUAAGAAACAACGACGAUCGUCACUUCGCAGUCCUCAGCGUGAGAGUGAGAGCUUAUCGAGCACGAGCGGGCAGAGAGCGAGCUCGCUUACUUCCUCAGUGCUCUAGUGUGGUCAACCGUUCGCGGAGUAGUCGCUGUUCGUCCAGCAGCGAGCCAACCAGGCCGCGCUUAGCAUUCGAUGAAACUGCGAGAACGGCUGCGACAUAAGGCAAAAUCCGUGCUGCGAAGCUUGAAUGCGUGCACCAGAAUGGACGAAGAUCAACAGAACAAACAGUCCACGACUAGCUUCGUAGACAAGCGCAAACCUCAUAGCCUGGUCAAGACGGUCCUGAACGUGGGUCACAAGUUCCUGGUGCUGUUGGUGCGAUGGUUCCUGAGGACAAUCUACGGAGAACACGGGCAGAAGAUGCCCCCGAUCCGGAACCUGAUACUGAUGGAGUCGGCUUCGUCGCUGGCGUUGAAGAUCCGGACGCGAAAGCUCACCAGCGUCGAAGUGACGGAGGCCUUCAUCGAGCGCUGCAAGGAGAUCAACCCGCAACUGAACUGUGUCGUUGACCAGUGCUACGAAGCGGCACUGAAAGAUGCCGCCAUGGCAGACAAGCUGAUUGCCUCCAAAACGCUCACCGAAGAGCAAUUGGCCGCGGAGAAACCCUUCCUGGGCGUGCCGAUCUCCACCAAAGACUGCAUCCGGGUGAAGGAUUUGUUACACACGGCCGGCAUCUGGAAGCGACGCAACAUUCGAGGAGAGAAGGACGCCCGCGCCAUGGAGCUGAUGAGGAAAGCCGGUGCCAUACCGUUUGCGCUGACGAAUGUUUCCGAGUGUUGCAUGUGGUGGGAAAGUACCAACACCAUCCAUGGUCGCACAUGCAAUCCGUACGACAAUAAUCGCAUCGUCGGUGGAUCGAGCGGUGGUGAGGGUGCCAUCCAGGCUGCGGCCGGUUCCCCCUUCGGACUUGGGUCGGACAUCGGAGGUUCCAUCCGGAUGCCGGCGUUCUUCAACGGAAUCUUCGGACACAAACCGUCCCGGAAUGUGGUCUCAAACGACGGACAGUACCCUCAGGCGAUCAGCGACGAACAGGAGAUGUUCCUUGGAAUUGGACCGAUGUGUCGCUACGCGACGGAUCUCAAACCUAUGCUGCGGAUAAUCGCGGAUCAGAACGCAGCGAAGCUAAGACUGGACGAACCCGUUGACCUGAAGCAGGUUCGAUUCUUCUACCAACAGAACGACGGAGGCGGUUUGCUAGUGUCCCCGGUCGACCUGGAUAUCCGCGACGCCAUGGAGAAGGUGAUGGCUCACUUCCGCAGCACCGUUAAGGCCGAAGUUCGGAAGGUGUACCUGGACAAGCUGCGCAAGUCGGCUCCCAUCUGGUUCGGUAACAUGAAGCACAAGGAGAACAUUUCGUUCGACGCGCAACUGGACAAUCUGGAAGACAAGAUCAAUCCGUACGUGGAGGCUCUGAAGUGGAUGAUCGGGCAGUCGAAUCAUACCUUUGUGGGUAUCAUGACUGCGAUCACCGAACGGAAGGGAAUCCAGUACGGAACAGAUAAGUACCAUUACAUGGUCAAACAGCGGGAUGAACUCCUGCAGGAGAUGAAAACCAUGCUCGGGGACAACGGAGUGUUCAUCUACCCGACCCAUCCGACGGUGGCGCCUUACCACAACGAACCGAUCGUGAGGGCGUUGAACUUCAGCUAUACCGGAAUCAUCAACGUGUUGGGAUUCCCGGCGACGGCAGUACCUCUGGGGUUGGGUCGGGAGGGUUUGCCAAUCGGGCUGCAGGUCGUGGCCAACGUGAACCAGGACAGGCUAUGCUUGGCCGUAGCGUGCGAGCUGGAACGUGCCUUCGGUGGAUGGGUUGCACCGGAGGUUUUGGCCUAGCCGGCGAACGGGGGGACACGAGGGAUAAUGAUACGAUGGGACCAGUGAUCAACGAGACGUUACUGCAGGAAACUAAUGUGAACUUACUAUUUUGUGUUUGCUGACACGUACAUACAAACGAGCUUCAGAGGUAUUUGUAUGCGUUUGCGAAUGCAGUCGAGCAUUUCGGCACCGGCCUUUUACUGUUUAGUGUAUUGAUAUAUUUUUUUAUGGAGAAAAUAUACAUGGUAUAAAAUGGUUAA
Molecule: messenger RNA, 2315 nt
Organism: Aedes aegypti (yellow fever mosquito)
Lineage: Eukaryota; Metazoa; Arthropoda; Insecta; Diptera; Culicidae
Product: fatty-acid amide hydrolase 2-B
Exons: 6
Coding region: 373-2073 (566 amino acids)
Source: RefSeq, a predicted model, not a curated record